Molecule: messenger RNA, 2150 nt
Organism: Argiope bruennichi
Lineage: Eukaryota; Metazoa; Arthropoda; Arachnida; Araneae; Araneidae
Gene: Tbc1d22
Product: TBC1 domain family member 22B-like
Exons: 13
Coding region: 179-1822 (547 amino acids)
Biological process (GO): activation of GTPase activity
Molecular function (GO): GTPase activator activity
Source: RefSeq, a predicted model, not a curated record
AUUCAUUUAUUAAUAUUUAUGACGAUAUGAGUGUCCGUACCGUUUCGUUGUCGUCUGAUUCUGAUCAUGCUUAACAAUUGUGGACCGGUGAUGUGACGUGAUGUUUUUCUUGAUUCGUUCAUGUUUGUUUUGCUAUAUAAUUUUUUAAUAUGAGCUGUUGUACAUGUGUUGAAAAAACAUGCAAAAUUCCUACGAUGUGCCUGAUAAUAAAUCUGUUUCCUGGAAAAAAAGUGACAAUGUUCCUGGGAGGCCAGUGUCAAGUGCAACUCAAAAUUUGCAUCUAAUUAGGGAUUCACAAAGUAUUAGCCCUAAGAAAGCUUCAUCUAAAUCGAAACAUCGAAAAACAUCUUCAUCUAGUUCAUUUCAAGAAUUUCAAGAUAGUACAGAGGAUGCCUGGGAUAUUGGAGAUGAUGAAUUUUGCCUUACAACUGAUGUGUCAAUUCAUUCCAAAGUGGCUCAAUCAACUGCUAUGAAAGUACUAAGUAAUCAUAGCAAAGGAGCCUUGCCAUUUUCAAAUGCUGCAAUUCUAAAUAACUCGAACAGUAAUGUCAGUUCAGUCAAUCCUUCAGAUCUUUCAAAGAAAGACAGUGAUAGUUCCAGUUCUACAAUCAGUAGUUAUGAAACCAAAGCAGCAGCAUUACAAAGACUUGCAACACAGAAAGGUGAUAUAUCUCUGGAUGAGUCUAAAGGUUCUGCAGUAAGUAACAGCACUUCAAAUGCAUCCCCACUUCCUGGUCCAGGUAUUGGAAUUCGGCAGAUUCACAAGAAACCCUCAUCGUUAUUUAGUACUCAGAAUCUCUCUAUUUCAAGUUCUGAUGGGUCAUCAGAGCGAGAAGCUGCACGUCUUCAGGCAUUUCAGAAACUUCUUAAUAGCCAAAAUACUGAUCUAAAGGAACUAAGAAAAUUAAGUUGGUCAGGCAUUCCAGUGAAAGUUAGACCCAUUACAUGGAAAUUAUUAUCGGGUUAUCUACCUACUUGCUUAGAACGUCGAGAAUCUUUUUUACAGAGACGGAAGGAAGAGUAUCAGACUUUUGUUAGUCGCUAUUAUGACAUCAGAAAUGAAGAUGUGCAUCAUGAAACUUAUCGUCAAAUCCAUAUAGAUGUUCCACGUAUGAGUCCUUUGGUUCCACUCUUUCAACAAGAAAUUGUCCAAAUGGCAUUUGAGCGCAUCCUGUACAUACUUGCAAUUAGACAUCCUGCCAGUGGCUAUGUUCAAGGGAUGAAUGAUCUUGUUACACCAUUUUUUGUUGUUUUCCUGCAGGAUUUCAUUCCUGUGGAAGCCGAUGUUGAAAGCUAUGAUGUUAGUCAGCUGUCUUCAGAUGCUCUGCAACAAGUAGAGGCUGAUAGUUAUUGGUGUAUGGCAAAACUGUUAGAUGGAAUUCAGGACAAUUAUACUUUUGCCCAACCUGGAAUACAGAAAAAAGUUCACAUGCUAAAAGAGCUCAUUCAACGUAUAGAUGCACCUUUACACAAUCAUUUGAAGAGGCAUUCCAUAGAAUAUCUACAGUUUUCCUUUCGAUGGAUGAAUAAUUUGCUAAUGAGAGAGUUACCAUUAGCUUGCACUAUAAGACUAUGGGAUACAUAUCUGUCUGAACCUAAUGGUUUUAGCAACUUUCAUUUAUAUGUUUGUGCUGCAUUUCUCAAAUAUUGGUCCAGGGAAUUGUUACAAGAAAAAGAUUUUCAAGGCUUAAUGCUAACUUUACAAAAUCUUCCAACUUUACACUGGAGUGAUAAUGAAAUAAGUCUCCUAGUUGCUGAAGCUUAUAGACUGAAAUACAUGUUUGAUGAUGCGCCGAAUCAUCUUCAACCCAGGGAAAGCUAAAUGCGUAGCUUCUGGCUGAUGAUUUUUUUUUCUUUCUUUUUUUACUGUACUACAGCUUACAAAUUUUUUACUAAGCUGUGCUUCAAAUGUGGAAUUUGUGUUUGUACCAAUGAAUCUCCCAUUUUUGUAAAAAUAUUUGAAUACUUUCAAGUGCAGUUUUGAUGGACAUCUAUUUCAUCAAAAAAUCACUAAAUCAUGAGUUGUAAAGACAAAUUUAUAUGAAUGAUGUAUUUGCUUUCAUAAAGUUAGCCUUUUCCAUGAAGAAAACUAUUGUGAAAUAUAUACUGUAUAGCUGUAAAUAAAAAAAAAUAGAUUCUUUAAAAAUUCA